AUGAAGAGGAUGGUUUCAAAUCAACCGCAAUAUCGACUCAAAUGGAAUAGCUUUCACUCGAAUCUGUCGGAAGUGUUUCGGACAAUGUUAGUGAACGAGAAUUUGGUGGACUGUACGGUGGCGUGCGAUGGGGCGAGCAUUAAGGCACAUAAAAUGGUGUUGGCCGCCAGCAGUACAUACUUUCAAAACCUAUUUAUUGCCAAUCCAUGCAAACACCCCAUCGUUAUACUAAAGGACGUGAGAUUCGCUGAUUUGCAGUCAAUCAUUGAUUUUAUAUAUACCGGUGAAGUGAAUGUACCUCAGGAUCAGUUGAGUUCACUGCUUAAGACGGCCGAAACCUUAAGAAUCAAAGGACUCACUGAAGUCGCGGACAAGGAGUCAAAAAGUCAGCAUUUGGUGCAAUCGAUUGCAAUGAAAACCAAAAAGAGGAAACGAAAGCGAAAUAAGUCACAAAAUAAUAAUGAAAAUGUCUACUCCAGUGAAGAAGAAGAGAGAAUUACUAGCGAAGAUAUCGAACCGAUAAAACUCUUGGAACAAUCCAUGUCUACACCAGAAAACUCUCGACUUGAAUGUGCAAUCGAUGGCUCUUUAGCCACAUCUGAAACUAACUUAGAUCUUGAAGACGGCGAAGACAAUGAAUUACAAGAAAUUCCGUUAAUGGAUGAGAAUUGUUCACAAGACAACUUUAAUCAGUUUAAAGGCUAUUCAAUUGAUAACCAUUUAAGGGUCGGUUUAAAUAGUAAUUGUGCGGCGCCUCAAACCAUUGAAGAAUACGAGCAGUUAUUGUCUGAAAUCCAAUGCAACAAUUUGACGACAUGUCCGGUGUGUGCGAAAGUGUUCAUCAAGAAGUCGAAACUGAUCCGUCACUAUCACACGCACUUC
Molecule: messenger RNA, 882 nt
Organism: Medioppia subpectinata
Lineage: Eukaryota; Metazoa; Arthropoda; Arachnida; Sarcoptiformes; Oppiidae
Source: the annotation of a GenBank genome assembly